CUCACUCCUUCACCUCAGCUGACGACUUAAUGGUUUUUGUGGCGUCUUACCACUUGAAACAUUUCUCAGUAUUUACAGCAGAAUCACGGUGGUUGUUUGUGUCGUUUUAAUUUAUGGAGAAGAAAAUGUUGAAGUCGGUGACUCUGUUUAUCUUUCUGUCAUGGACAGCAGUGACGGCCAAAUACGUUGCCCCCAUCUACAAGGCAGUUGGUGACAAAGUCGUCCUCACACCCUCGCCCUCUGCGGUAAAGCUCAGUGAUCCCAUCACCAACAUCACGUGGAAACAUGGACCUAACAUCGCUGUGGAGUGGUACGGAGACCGCAAUUUCACUUACCACCUCUUCGAAGGUCGCAGCAUGCUGAAUAGUUCAACUGGAGCGCUCACGAUCACCGGACUGACUCGAAACGACAGCGGCAACUUCACACCAGAGAUCAACGGCCAAGUCACCAAAGCGACUCUUCUCCACGUCAUCUCUCCUGUCCCUAAACCCACCGUCUCUACAUGGUGUGACACUGAGAUGACCUACUGUGUGUUCACCUGUGAAGGCAACACCACAGAGACUGAGCCAUUCACCUAUGGAUGGUCCGCAAGUGACAUGGUUUGGCUGCCUUCAUCCAAGACUCACAAAGUCACAGAGGAGGAAACGGAGCCAACUUUCUGCUGUAUGUUGGAAAACCCAGUCAGCUUCAAAUACAGUGAAUAUGUCCGUAACCCCUUCUUUUUUGAUCAAUCAAGUUUGAUCUUAGCCAUCUUCAUCAUGUCGAUAGUGGUGAUUCUGCUUUUGGUUGCACUCUUGGUUGUAUACAUAUGCAGAAAAGUUCGAGAAGCUAAAGGAGCGCCUCAAGAGACCUCAGCAAUGAUGUGGAAAGGCCAGGCAGCAGUGGAUGAAGAGGCAGCACAUGGCUCACAGACAUGAAGUACUCUUUGUGUUUAAGAUUUCAGACAGGCUGAGGGGGUUUCAUCUCUGCAUGUAAAUGCUAAAGCUGCUAAACGUAGCGCUACAUGCAGACACCUGGGUCCAGGACUGUACUCCUAAUCUACUGCAAGGCGAUAAGUUUUGGUUGUACUUUUUUUUUUAUUUGUAUCAAGAAUAUUUUUAUUUAAUUUUAACAUAUUUACACACAAGAUCUGCUCCAAACAGGGCUGUAAUGGCAUUAGUGUCCCAGUUGAGAGUCGCAGUUCAGUAGUUAUUCAGUGAUGUACAUGACACUGUACACACUGACAGAAAGCAGCAAGAACAAGACAGCUCUGGAAGUAUUUCAGAAAAGGGCCCCAAACCUUUUGGAAUUCUUUUAUCUAAGUUACAAAUUGAGUAGCGCAUCUUUUCAAGAUUAAGGCAGGGCGUAAUGUCCCUCAGCCACUGGGCAUGGGAGGGCGGGGCAGCAUCUCUCUAUCCGAUUAGAACUGCCUGUCUGGCCAGCAGACAGGCAAAAGACAUUGUACUCAGGUAUACAUCAUCCUCUCCGCUGGUGCCAAAGAAGGCGACCAGAGGGCUGGGUUACAGGUCAAAGCUGAGGAUUGAUUGGAGGAUUAAGGUUUGAAAAACGUCCCUGUUGUUUAUUUGAAUUUUAUUCAUUGAUUUUUACCAUUUUCUUAUUGUCACUUUUCCUCUUGCAACUUUUUUAAUGAUUAUUUAUUUUUGCGUUUAUUUAUACUCUUUAUUUGUCAAAGUUAUAGUCUUUUACAGUAGAGGGGCUGUGUCUCAUAGAAACAAAAGAAAAACUAAAGUAGCUACUGUGCGUCCCUCACACCCCACGAUCCCAACAUCUCAAAUGACAAAAACAACUAAAACAAACAAUAAAAAUAAUAAGGAAGUAAAUAUAACAGUAAUAUAAAUAAUAAUACAUGCAUACAUAGGAUUACUGCAAUAAAUAAUAAAGUAGAGAAAAGUAAAUGAAAUAAUUACUGUACUCUCCUCAAUCUUGCAUCAGAUAGUUUAGCUAUAUUCCUAAUGUUUGGUUUGUCAUCUCCAUUUUAUAGAUCUCGUUAAUCGUGUCCUUCCAUGUGCUUAGUUUUGACGCCUCUGGUUUCAGCCAGUUUUUUGUUCUCUUUCACUUCAAGUGUUAUAUUCCAAAAAGAUACUAGCAGUGGUGUUCGGCCAAGUAAUAAUUGCUGGAGCCCCAAAGUUAGUGUGCACUGAAAUGCUGUCUAUCACUUCCCUUAUUUCUGUCCAAUGUUGCUGCAGAAUUGAACAGGAAUAGAAUAUGGGGGUAUUUUAGUUUAGUUUAGUUUAGUUUAGUUUAUAAUUUUAUUUGAUUUAAUUAUGUUAUUUUAUUUUAUUUUUAUUUCAUAAUUUUCUUUCUUUAUUCUUUAUUGAAUUUUUGUUAGUUUAGUUUAGUUUAGUUUAUAAUUUUAUUUGAU
Messenger RNA from Epinephelus moara (kelp grouper), 2362 nucleotides. RefSeq lists its product as uncharacterized. Lineage: Eukaryota; Metazoa; Chordata; Actinopteri; Perciformes; Serranidae. The record is from RefSeq and is a predicted model, not a curated record. The transcript is spliced from 8 exons. The coding region runs from base 114 to 917 and encodes 267 amino acids.